Messenger RNA from Zasmidium cellare ATCC 36951, 975 nucleotides. RefSeq lists its product as uncharacterized. NCBI's taxonomy places the organism in Eukaryota, Fungi, Ascomycota, Dothideomycetes, Mycosphaerellales, Mycosphaerellaceae. The transcript is spliced from 2 exons. Bases 1 to 975 code for a protein of 324 amino acids. Gene Ontology annotation, cellular component: mitochondrial inner membrane. Gene Ontology annotation, biological process: thiamine pyrophosphate transmembrane transport. The record is from RefSeq and is a predicted model, not a curated record. Gene Ontology annotation, molecular function: thiamine transmembrane transporter activity.
AUGUCUCCGGCUCCAGAGCAUCUUCGCGAUGAGGGCACACGAGCACAAGUCGUCGUCGCCGGCGCCAUCUCAGGCCUGAUUUCCCGCUUCUGCAUCGCACCCCUCGACGUCGUCAAGAUCCGCCUCCAGCUCCAUUACCACUCCCUCAGCGAUCCCCUCGCCGUCGUCCGUCCCGCGAGCCGAACCCCCGCCGGAGUCUACAUCGUCGCGCGCGACAUCUGGCACCAUGAAGGCAUCACAGGGUUUUGGAAAGGAAAUAUCCCCGCCGAAGGAUUGUACUUGAGCUAUGGUGCUGUGCAGUUUCUGGCUUAUCGCAGCACGACACAGCUUCUGGAUAAGAUAUGUGAACAGAGGGAUUGGACGAUACCAGGGACGGCGAAGAGUUUUAUAAGCGGUGCGGUGGCGGGCACAGCAGCCACAACCGCUACAUACCCGCUCGAUCUCCUACGGACACGAUUCGCCGCGCAGGGCACGGAAAGAGUCUACGAUGGUCUCAUAGGGAGUGUGCGCGACAUCACCCGCCACGAGGGACCAGCAGGUUUCUUCAGAGGACUCAACGCCGCAAUCGGGCAGAUCGUGCCAUACAUGGGACUCUUCUUCGCUCUGUACGAGGGCUUCAAACCACCGCUCGCGACAGUCCAACUGCCCUUUGGAUCCGGCGAUGCCGUGGCAGGUAUUGCAGCCAGCAUAUUGAGCAAGACGGCCGUCUUCCCACUCGAUACUGUGAGGAAGCGCUUGCAGGUUCAAGGACCUACGCGAAGCAAAUAUGUGGGAGGGGCUCGCAUUCCGGUCUACGAGCGAGGUGUGGUGAGCACGAUGAAGAUGAUAUUGAGGAAAGAAGGGGCGGUGGGCCUUUAUAGAGGCUUGACGGUCAGUCUGAUCAAAGCUGCGCCGUCGAGUGCUGUCACCAUGUGGGCGUAUGAGCGUGCUUUGCAUAUGUUCAUGAAGUGGGAUGAUGGAGGAGAAAUGGCAUAG